AUGAGCAUCACGACGCGAGGUGCAAUAACAUGGGGGGAUCUUGAUGAAGAUGGAGCAUCGAUGGAGCCGUACCUUGGGAUGAUCUCUCUUUAUCACCUGACAGAAAGUCACCUGCCCGACAACAACAAGACUCAAGUCACGUUGUCUGCGAAACCCCGAAUUUGA
This is a messenger RNA of Penicillium digitatum Pd1, 165 nucleotides long. The record is from RefSeq and is a predicted model, not a curated record. NCBI's taxonomy places the organism in Eukaryota, Fungi, Ascomycota, Eurotiomycetes, Eurotiales, Aspergillaceae.